This is a messenger RNA of Fundulus heteroclitus (mummichog), 1814 nucleotides long. RefSeq names its product protein atonal homolog 1-like. The coding region runs from base 207 to 1265 and encodes 352 amino acids. Lineage: Eukaryota; Metazoa; Chordata; Actinopteri; Cyprinodontiformes; Fundulidae. The transcript has 2 exons. The record is from RefSeq and is a predicted model, not a curated record. Gene Ontology annotation, molecular function: protein dimerization activity.
AAACAGACGCAGCGCCUUGAGACACCAGAGAAGGAGUCCCGCACGCGACCCAAACGCCUCACACACAUACACGCACACACAACCAGUGCGACGGCAGCGCGACUGUGCAUUCCUGCAGGAACGUUUCCUAAUAUAGUUAUAGGGAAGAAAAGUUUUUUGAGGUUUUUUUUUGGUAUUUAUUUAUUUAUUUUCUCAAAUUGGGAAACAUGGAUAUAUUAACGGUGGAGGAGUGGGGUAAAGGCGCGCGGGAGGUUGCAACCCUGGAUGUGCUGCAGCUGGACGCCGGGGUGGUGAAGAGGGGAGGGAAGCAGCAGCUCGAGGCGUCCCGCUACGACCCGGGACUUACGCUCGUGGACGGCGGCAGAGACCCACGCGCUUGGCUAGGCGACGCUUCAGGCACCUGCGCGGCACACGCCACCUCACCCGACAACCUGCGGCACUCGCCGUGCCCAAGCACCGGUUCUUACCAAGAGAGUUGUUCCCCCGGGUCCUCGGGUCAUCCCAGCCCUCCCAUUCACAGACGAUCUGCCAAGAGUCCCUCCUCUUCCUCCCUCAAAGUCAGGGACCUGUGUCGCCUCAAAGGCACCAUCACAGGGCCCCAAGAAGAGGCCCCCGCGAGGCAGAGAGCCCCGUCCAGCAAGCCCGUCAAUGGCGUCCAGAGGCAGAGGCGCGUGGCCGCCAACGCGCGCGAGAGGAGGCGCAUGCACGGGCUCAACCACGCGUUCGACGAGCUGCGCAGCGUCAUCCCGGCGUUCGACAACGACAAAAAACUCUCCAAAUACGAAACUCUGCAGAUGGCGCAGAUUUACAUCAACGCGCUGGCCGACUUGCUCCAAGGUCCGGCGUCCUCCAGCAACAAUGAAAACUCGGGCGGUUCACCAAAGCGCGACAUUUUGCUACCAUCGCCCUCAAAUGGUUUUGAAGGGGCAAAGGACAGGGUUGCCCAGUCUUCGGUUACCUGCAGGACAGCGGCGGCUCUGCCCCUCUCCGGGGAUACCAUACCUGUUCACGUCAGCGGGAUGCCAUUGCGCUCUACAUUCCAAGAGAACUCCUUCGCUGGCAGAGUUGAAGACGCAAUGUGUUCUCCCUCGUCUUCGCUCGUUGGGAACGGGAGGAAAGGGUCUCCACGAAGCGACGGUGAGUUUUCCCCGCGCUCCCACUUCAGUGACUCGGAUGAAAUGGCGAUGGAGCUCCACUCAAGUGAAGAAGACGAUCUGUCAGAACUCAAGCUGCCCAGCCACCGUCAUCCCGCCGUGUCAUUCUAAAUAAAUUAUGGAUAAAUAGACUAUAUAUAUUAAAAAGAAAUAGAUCACAGCAACAUUUAUCAAAUUUCAGUAAACCGUGUCAAUCGAAUGCCUUGGAUUUAUAUGAUGGAAAAAAUAUGUUUGUUUGUUCUUUUUUUUUUCAUUUUGUAAAUUAAAAUAAAGUGGUUCCGAUUUCUUUAACAGCUGUGUCAUUAUUAGUUUAGGUGAGAAAGACAUGAUUCGAUUCUGCCAAUAUACAUAUAUAGAUGGAAUUCCAAUGCAUCCAACAAAUUCAAGGUUCCAUAGUGACGUGGGUGGACGAUCCCUCUGCCAUGUCGCGCACAGCACCGCCAUGGGCAUUUCCCACGUCCCACCAACCAAAACUCUUGUCUUCCUAAAAAGCCGAACUUUACGCAUUACGCUUUUGAUGUAUUGGAUUGUGUAAGAUUGGUUUCUAAAAAUGAUUUAAAAAUGAUCUUGAUUUCUGAUUCAGCUGAUGAUUUAUUGUAAUGUGUAUUUUAUUUUGCAACUUCUAAAGUUUAUAACGUGCACUUUAAAUAUUCGGGCCAG